Messenger RNA from Durio zibethinus, 1345 nucleotides. It is a transcript of the gene ENA, whose product is annotated as DnaJ/Hsp40 cysteine-rich domain superfamily protein. NCBI's taxonomy places the organism in Eukaryota, Viridiplantae, Streptophyta, Magnoliopsida, Malvales, Malvaceae. The record is from RefSeq and is a predicted model, not a curated record.
GAAAAAAAAAAAAAAAAAACUUAUUUCGAAUCUAAUCUCUAAUGUCUUCCCUACAGCUUUUUUGCCUAUAACCCAACAAGCUGUAGAGAUUUUUGCUAUUGUUAUUGUUAUCUAUUUUAAGUAAAUGUUUAAAGCACAGCCACAGCUGCGAGCAGGAAAAGAAAAGAUGUUAAAGGCGGGGGUUGGGGCCUAGCAAAAAGUUACAUCUUGUAGGGUCUUGGUGUAUAGCCUGCAAGUUGGAGAGAGGAGAAGAAGGGAAGCUGCAUAACUGAAUGUCGAUGGCAGUGGCGUCAACGGUAAGCGUGCUCGCAGCCGUCCGAUUGGAGAGUUGGAGAUCCAGUGGUGGUCUUCCUGCUCCUCGUCGUCUCUCACUCUCUAAACCCACUUGGGUCGUCAGAACUGAGUCAAAUGUUUGGCGAGAGAGAAUGAAGAAGCCUGAUACACCAUGUGUUGUCUGCCAGGGAAGUGGCAGAGUUGAUUGCCGUGAUUGUUAUGGAAGAGGAAGGACAAACCGUGUUCAUCUAGAGAUGCUUCCCAAAGGAGAAUGGCCAAAAUGGUGCAGGACUUGUGGUGGUAGUGGCCUCAGCUACUGCUCCCGUUGCCUUGGAACUGGGGAAUACAGGCACAUAAUGGGCUUUCAUUUCAUGAAAAGAGAUGCUGAUCACACCCAAGAUAGUAAGUGUAAGAUUCAAGGUGACCAUGGUUCGCAGAGCGCAGCAGAUCGACUGCUUCAUUAUGAGCAGAACAAUUCAGGUAAUGAGAUAUGAAGAGUUGGUGGAAGCAUGGAUAUGAAGACGUGAUGAGACUAGGCAAAUUUAUCACAGAUGAGGCUCCAUGUUGUGUAAACCAAGUGGUGAUUUUCAGGCAUGCAGCUGAUUCUGAAAUUCUAUUUAGAUGGGCACCUUAAAUUCCAAAGGAUCCAAGUUCCCUCCAUUAAAAUAGAGCAAAAAGUUACAGGUUUUCUACAGUUUGCAGUAAAACAUUGCUGUUAUCGUAUAUCUUAAACUAGUUGAUACUCUUUGCACAGUAUGAUGGAAUGAGAAUGCGGCUUCUAAGCAUUAGAUCUACCGUGAAGUAAACACUGUUCCUCCUCUACUUGCCUUCUCUCUGUUAUCCUGUCCUUCCUCAUUAAUUACUGCCUCCGAAGGAGACUCAUUUAUAUUUUGAGGGUUUUGGAGAUGGACAUCAUUUCUUAUUAAUCAGGAAACAUUAGAACUUGCAUUUGGCUUUUGACAAACUUGAUUUACGCUGGGAGAGGCAGUGUUGCAAAGGCAGCAGAAACUAGAAACUUGAGCCUACCCAGGAAGACCGAACUGAGGUUAAAAUGUAAAAAUGGUAAUUUAUG